UCAAAAUGGCGGACGGAGGAGCAGCGAGUCAAGAUGAGAGUUCGGCGGCGGCGGUGGCGGCGGCAGACUCAAGAAUGAACAAUCCGUCAGAAACCAGUAAACCACCAAUGGAGAGUGGGGAUGGGAACACAGGCACACAGACAAAUGGCCUGGACUUUCAGAAGCAGCCUGUGCCCGUUGGAGGGGCAAUCUCUACAGCCCAGGCUCAGGCCUUCCUUGGACACCUUCAUCAGGUCCAGCUCGCUGGAACAAGUUUACAGGCUGCUGCUCAGUCCUUAAAUGUACAGUCUAAAUCUAAUGAAGAAUCUGGGGACACCCAGCAGCCAAGCCAGCCUUCCCAGCAGCCUUCAGUGCAGGCGGCCAUACCCCAGACCCAGCUCAUGCUGGCCGGAGGACAGAUCACCGGGCUCACGUUGACGCCAGCCCAGCAGCAGUUAUUAUUACAACAGGCACAGGCACAGUUGCUGGCGGCUGCAGUGCAGCAUUCAGCCAGCCAGCAGCACAGCGCUGCAGGCGCCACCAUCUCGGCCUCCGCUGCGACGCCGAUGACGCAGAUUCCUCUUUCUCAGCCAAUACAGAUUGCACAGGAUUUGCAGCACCUGCAGCAGCUCCAACAGCAGAAUCUCAACCUGCAACAGUUUGUGUUGGUGCAUCCAACAACCAACUUGCAGCCAGCACAGUUUAUCAUCUCACAAACGCCGCAGGGGCAGCAGGGUCUCCUGCAAGCGCAGAAUCUCUUAACGCAACUACCUCAGCAAAGCCAAGCCAACCUCCUGCAGUCUCAGCCAAGCAUCACCCUCACCUCACAGCCAGCAACCCCAACGCGCACAAUAGCAGCAACCCCCAUUCAGCCACUUCCACAGAGCCAAUCAACACCAAAGCGAAUUGACACUCCCAGCUUGGAGGAGCCCAGUGACCUUGAGGAGCUUGAGCAGUUUGCCAAGACUUUCAAACAAAGACGGAUCAAACUUGGAUUCACUCAGGGUGAUGUUGGGCUCGCUAUGGGCAAACUCUAUGGAAAUGACUUCAGCCAAACUACCAUCUCUCGCUUUGAAGCCUUGAACCUCAGCUUUAAAAACAUGUGCAAGUUAAAGCCACUUCUGGAAAAGUGGCUCAAUGAUGCAGAGAAUCUCUCAUCUGAUUCAGCUCUCUCCAGCCCAAGUGCCCUGAAUUCCCCGGGGCUGGGGAUUGAGGGCUUGAACCGUAGGAGGAAGAAACGCACCAGCAUAGAGACCAACAUACGUGUGGCCUUAGAGAAGAGUUUUCUGGAGAACCAAAAGCCUACCUCGGAGGAGAUCACCCUGAUAGCUGAUCAGCUGAACAUGGAGAAGGAGGUGAUCCGCGUUUGGUUCUGUAACCGGCGCCAGAAGGAGAAAAGGAUCAACCCACCCAGUAGCGGUGGAACCAGCAGCUCUCCCAUCAAAGCAAUUUUCCCUUGCCCAACCUCACUGGUGGCAACCACGCCAAGCCUUGUGACAAGCAGUGCAGCUACUACUCUGACUGUCAACCCUGUGCUCCCUCUAACUAGUGCUGCUGUCACUAGUCUGUCAGUCACAGGCACAACAGAAACCACCUCCAACAACACAGCAACCGUGAUCUCUACAGCACCUCCAGCUUCCUCAGCAGUGACUUCACCCUCUCUGAGUCCUUCCCCUUCUGCCUCAGCCUCCACUUCCGAGGCAUCCAGUGCCAGUGAGACCAGCACAACACAGACAACCUCUACUCCCUUGUCCUCCCCUCUUGGGACCAGCCAGGUGAUGGUGACGGCAUCAGGGUUGCAAACAGCGGCAGCAGCCGCACUACAAGGCGCUGCACAGUUGCCUGCAAAUGCAAGUCUCGCUGCCAUGGCUGCUGCAGCAGGACUAAACCCAGGCUUGAUGGCACCCUCACAGUUUGCAGCUGGAGGUGCCUUACUCAGUCUCAAUCCAGGGACGCUAGGCGGUGCUCUCAGCCCAGCUCUGAUGAGCAACAGUACGCUGGCAACUAUUCAAGCUCUUGCAUCUGGUGGCUCUCUUCCAAUAACAUCACUAGAUGCAACUGGGAACUUGGUGUUUGCCAAUGCUGGAGGUACUCCUAACAUCGUCACUGCCCCGUUGUUCCUGAACCCUCAGAACCUUUCUCUGCUCACCAGCAACCCAGUUAGCUUGGUCUCUGCAGCUGCCGCCUCCGCAGGGGCCUCUGGACCAGUCGCCAGCCUUCAUGCCACCUCCACCUCAGCUGAGUCCAUCCAGAACUCUCUCUUCACAGUGGCCUCUGCCAGUGGGGCCACUUCCACCACCACUACUGCCUCCAAGGCACAGUGAGCCGGGCUGAGCUGUGCUACCACCAGCCUGUUUCACUCUGCAGUGGGAUUGGCUGCCAGCUGGGUUUAUAAACUGAAAAAUGUGAUCGGCUUCCUCUCGCCAUGUUGCUGGGGACAAGGGAGAGAGACGGAAAAUAUAAAAACAAAACAGGAAGGAUUUAAAGCUGGGACAGACAUUUGCCUAAUUUUAUAAUAAACACUGUCUUUUCAGGAUCGCUUCAUGGAUCGGAGAGCUUUCUAACCAAAAAUGUAAAAAAACAAAAAACAAAAAAAAACAAAAAAAAAAAAGUGAAAGGACUACUUAUCAUUUCCAGCAGUCACAAUGACAAGUUAAGGUGGGUUAUCAACUCAAACAUAGGAAGGGGAUUUCUUAGUUCUUUUGGUCUAAAUAUCUUUUUUUUUUUUUUUUUUUUUAAUUAUCAUUUUAUAGGUCUGUUGUACAGGCCGUUAUGUCAUACAAGGUGUUUAUAAUCGUAUCAAUCGUGUUGGGGGUUCCUUUCUUAACUGGUACAAUUUAGGCAGGCCUGUAUUACUGGUGUAUCUCUAUUAUUAUUAUGGUUAUUAUUAUUAUUAUUAUUAUUUUUAUAUAUAUGGUUUGGACGCAUUUGUCUUUGCUCCUGGAUUGUUUUCAGUGAGCUCCCACACCAUAAGGAGGGGGGAGAGAGAGAGGGGAACAUAAGGAGGCUUCCUGUCCUAAUCUCCUGGGAGCGUUCCUCAGUUUCCUCAUCCUUGAACUCGUUUUACAGUGACUUGUACAGAGGUAUCAAGAGAGAUUAUUUUCACCACUUUUGCAGGAAUCUCGGUAUAGAGGCAGCAAGUUGUGUGCAAACCUCCGGGCUAGUCUCUGCUUUUAUGGUGAGGGAGGUAGAAAUAACUUCUAUACUGCAGCUCUCCUUCACCCAGCUACUUAGGCUAAAGGGCCAAAUUUUGCUCUAAGUUGCAUGUGCAUUGCUCGUAUUUACUUCAGAGAGCAGGAUUUGGCACUUAGAGCCCAGACUAUUUCAGACACCUGUUUUGGUGGUUCUACUGUAUUGUUAGGA
This is a messenger RNA of Malaclemys terrapin pileata, 3342 nucleotides long. RefSeq names its product POU class 2 homeobox 1 (gene POU2F1). Gene Ontology annotation, cellular component: nucleus. The record is from RefSeq and is a predicted model, not a curated record. NCBI's taxonomy places the organism in Eukaryota, Metazoa, Chordata, Testudines, Emydidae. The transcript is spliced from 16 exons. The coding region runs from base 6 to 2303 and encodes 765 amino acids. Gene Ontology annotation, biological process: regulation of transcription by RNA polymerase II. Gene Ontology annotation, molecular function: DNA-binding transcription factor activity, RNA polymerase II-specific; RNA polymerase II cis-regulatory region sequence-specific DNA binding.